CAGCAUCAAUGUUUUUGUUGUGACUCGAUAGUGUCAUUCUAGUAUAAAUCUUGCCAGUUACGGUUAACGUUGCUGCGCAUUUCUCGUACUGCAUUCAUUCUCAAUUGCGACGUGUAGGAAGCAACUACAAAGUUCUGACCGAAGUUCUGUGCAGUUUAUUUCAAAUUUUGUGUAACACAAACGUUGAACAUGAUGGAAAAGGUGUGCUGCAUGCGCCUAAGCACCGCCGGCGUCGUCCUCGGAUGGAUUGGUGUUGUGGCCUCUUUUAUCGGGACAAUUCUUUUGGCCACCAUAUUGGGGAACGCCGAUGUGAUUGCUAAGAGCAUUCUAGGAAAUAUGACUGAUGGCGCAGCGAAAUAUGAUGAAAUUCACAUGGGCUUAAUCGUGUCGUGCAGCGUCUACUUGGCCAUUGUUGUGCUAAAUUUGUUGGCAUCGGGCAUGCUUAUCCUGGGCACAAUGAAGGAACGUCAUUUGAUGUUGCUGCCUUGGCUGAUCAACUCUGGCGUUGGACUCUUAUUUAGCAUUAUAUAUCAUUUCGUCUUAUUGAUUUUAGCGCUGACGAGCGCCCAGAUCGAUCGUAUUGUUCCUGUGUUGAUAGUCACUUUAAUAGGGCUAGGUCUGCAUAUCUACAUUUACUGCGGUAUCUACUCGCUGUUCAAGCAAAUUCAGCUUACCCGCGAGCAGCAGCAGCCACUGAUUAACCAGUCUCAGGGUGCAGAAGUGCCCAAUCAGGGAAAUAGUUAUCCCAGCUAUACCAAAAUCUAAACUCCUUAAUAACGAGCAAGCGAAUGUUGCCGACCGGGAAGCGAUCGGGAAUCUUUGAAAACGAAAAUCACAUUUAAUGUUUAAUGUUAAACCCCACAUAUAUAUAUAUAUACAUGCAUACUUGAAUAUAUGUGUGCACAGGGUGCACGCGUAGUGUCGUAAUAACCGUAUAUGUUGUAACAGGAUCAAAUAUUUUUUUUGCUAUUUUUCCGGGCAUUUUUUAAUGCUUGCCUUUAAAUAUAAAUAUCUCUAUAUAUAUAUAUGUAUAUGUA
Molecule: messenger RNA, 1037 nt
Organism: Drosophila montana
Lineage: Eukaryota; Metazoa; Arthropoda; Insecta; Diptera; Drosophilidae
Exons: 5
Coding region: 190-765 (191 amino acids)
Source: RefSeq, a predicted model, not a curated record